UGUAAUCCUACUCGCCUCGGCAUUCCCUCUGGCACAGUCUUCCCGAAGUUUGGAGAGUUUCUGGGGAGACUGCCCAGCCGAAAACUGGAUGACUAAAAGGUCCAGUUUAGCUCAUUAUUUUUUUGUUAGGUUAGGAUACAGAGAUUACUGCUGAGGGCUUCCUCGGCAGCCACAAACUUUUUAGUUAGACCAGUUUGCCGUUCGAAAACUACUCAUCUCUGUUCCUUCAUGACGGACUGUUUUUCGGGUGCCAGUCUCAGGGCUGGCCCCGGUUCUCUGUUCAAGUGUACCCAUAGACACCCUUCGCCUGUGAGAUUCAGAAUCAUGUCUACCGGAUUUCUUCUCUCCCUUCUUCUCUUUAUUCUGGCUUCACUUGUCCAAAGUUCUACAGCGCAAGAUGAAUUAGUCCCUCCAAGAUGCGGUGGCUGCACGGUCGUAGGAAACUGUAAAUGUAUAGGAGAGAAAGGAUCGAGGGGUCCCCCAGGUCUCAUUGGACCAGAAGGCCCACAAGGCAAUCAAGGAUUUCAGGGCCCAGAGGGCCUGCCGGGUCCUAAGGGCACCAAAGGUGAACCCGGUCUUCCUGGCCCACUUGGCGAAAAAGGCAACAGGGGGAAGAUGGGCGUACCCGGAUUUCCUGGCAUAAACGGCAUUCCUGGUAUCCCUGGUCAGCGAGGCCCAAGAGGCCCACCCGGCUUGGACGGAUGCAACGGAACACAAGGAGAUCCUGGUCUAUCUGGUCUGCCUGGCCUGCCUGGUUUAGAUGGUGGUCCAGGUAUUCCUGGUCUAAAAGGUCAAAAAGGUGAACCUGCUGAAGGAGGUCCUAGGAUCAAGGGUCAAAAGGGUGAAUCUGGCCCACCUGGGUUUCCUGGACAACCUGGCUUUCCGGGACAAGAUGGGCCCAUUGGACCUAAAGGUGAUGCUGGUCUACCUGGAAUUCCGGGCUUGCCAGGAGAACCAGGUAUGAAGGGUGAAAAGGAGCAAUGGGCAUUAAACUGAUUGGUCCUCAAGG
This is a messenger RNA of Pomacea canaliculata, 1009 nucleotides long. Its product is annotated as collagen alpha-2(IV) chain-like. Lineage: Eukaryota; Metazoa; Mollusca; Gastropoda; Architaenioglossa; Ampullariidae. Gene Ontology annotation, cellular component: basement membrane. The record is from RefSeq and is a predicted model, not a curated record. Bases 229 to 996 code for a protein of 255 amino acids. The transcript is spliced from 10 exons.